AGCGGUUUGGGCGCUGCACGGCAAGAUGGCGGAGCGGCAGGAGGCGCUGAGGGAGUUCGUGGCCGUGACGGGGGCCGAGGAGGAGCGCGCCCGCUUCUUCCUCGAGUCCGCCGGGGGCGACCUGCAGCUGGCCCUGGCCAGUUUCUACGAGGACGGGGCCGACGACGACAUCGUGACACUUCCCCAGCCCACGCCCAGCUCCAUCUCCAGGGGCACCGCGCCCAGUGAUCACCGAGUGACAUCAUUCAGAGACCUUGUUCAUGCUCAAGAGGAGGAGGAUGAAGAUGAAGAGGGACAAAGGUUUUAUGCAGGCGGCUCAGAGAGGAGUGGGCAGCAGAUCGUUGGCCCUCCAAGGAAGAAAAGCCCCAAUGAGCUGGUGGAGGAUCUCUUCAAAGGGGCAAAGGAGCAUGGAGCAGUAGCUGUUGAUCGGACAGCCAAGAGCCCUGGGGAGACGAGCAGACCAAAACCAUUUGCUGGGGGAGGGUACCGCCUUGGAGCUGCUCCAGAGGAGGAGUCUGCCUAUGUGUCGGGAGAGAGGAGACAGAACUCUGCUCAGGACGUGCAUGUUGUACUGAAACUAUGGAAGAGUGGAUUCAGCCUGGACAGUGGGGAGCUGAGGAGCUACCAGGACCCAUCCAAUGCCCAGUUCCUGGAGUCCAUCCGCAGAGGGGAGGUCCCAGCAGAGCUCCGUAGGCUGGCACGUGGCGGCCAAGUGAACUUGGACAUGGAGGACCACCGGGAUGAGGACUACAUAAAACCCAAAAGUGUCUUCAGGGCUUUCACUGGAGAAGGGCAGAAACUGGGCAGCACCGCCCCACAGGUGAUGGGCUCCAGCUCUCCAGCUCAGCAGGCAGAAAAUGAAGCCAAAGCCAGUUCCUCCAUCACCAUUGACGAGUCAGAGCCUGUCACCAACAUCCAGAUCCGGCUCGCAGACGGUGGGCGGUUGGUUCAGAAAUUUAACCACAGCCACAGGAUCCGUGACAUCCGGCUCUUCAUAGUAGAUGCCCGGCCAGCAAUGGCUGCCACCAGCUUUGUGCUCAUGACCACCUUCCCAAACAAAGAGCUGACUGAUGAGAACCAGACCCUGAAGGAAGCCAACCUGCUCAAUGCCGUCAUUGUCCAGCGAUUAAUAUAAUGGGCUCGCCUCUCCUCCCCUGCCCGCCUGCUGAGUGGCGGCACAUCUCCUCCUAGCUCUGGGGUCUUAGGUCUUGGCUGGACUGUUUUCUCUUUAGUUGCAUUUCCCCUGUUUUUGUGAUGAUCAGUGGACUUUCAAAUAAACACACGAAACAAACCGUUUUGAAAGGAGCCGCAGCCUCUUGUGCCAGAGGCUCCCCUGCUGGAGCCCUUAAGUUGGCUUUGGUGGAUCGUGUCAUCGCGCUUAGUAGAGGGGAGGGAGGGAAGGAGAGAGGCAGCUCCUAGGAAGCAAUUUCCAUGCUGAGACCUGCUUCCUUCUCCCAGGUUCCCAGUGGUUCCAGGCCUGUGCCAGCAGCGCUCGCAGGCAGCAGUUGGCUUGUUUCUUUCUAGGGGUUAAAGCCUGGGUUUAAGCUGCAAGGCUAGUGGUUUUCUCAGCCAAAGUCAGAGGUAAAGCUCUGACUCCCUCUUCCUGCUUUACAAGGCUCGGGUGGAUGUUCCUCUCAGAGUCCAACCUGGGCGCUCUCGUCUCCCUCCAUUAGCAAGGCUGUCUGUCUGUCUGUCUGUCUGUAGUUCUGACUUGGUGCGUGAGGAGGGUGCCUCAUUCCUUUGAGAGAGACAGCCUGCUCCUUGUUUUUUUCCCAGAAAGCUCUGUCUUCUGUUAACAAAGUAAAGGGAAGGACAAGGCUGCAAAGAUGGAUAUACCUGUUCUGAAUGGAGAGAGAUUUUUGUUUUAAUAAGAAUUUUCUAACUGAGCCAUGGAGAUGCUGGAAAUUAUGUGGGUUUCGAAGCCAAGGCUGCAGGGGAGAGGCUACCCCUCGGUUUGCUUUCUCGUGUUUGUUGAGGACCAAUGGAAGCGCCCGCGGGGACUCUUCCCUGGGCUGCUUUCACUGUUUGCAUUUAGGGCUCGGGGGUCUAUAUAUAUAUUUUUUUCUUUGAAGUCUUGUGGGUGAAUUCAGUCCUCUUAGAAAUGGGGGUUUCUGGCACUGCCUCGAUUCAAGAGCAAGGCCUGCAGGUUUGUCAUCUCGUGUUCUGCCAGCACAGCUUGCAUCUGCCUUGCAGGUCCUUGUUGUCUCAGCUCGGGGCUUAUCCUGCUGGCUGUGCUGAAUUCUGUAGGCUUUGUAACAUUAGCUGUGUAGGUGCCACGCUGAGACCAGCAGUAUUGCUUUGACUGUGAGAGCCCAAAGGGCGAGCGGUCAGAUCACUAGCACACAGCUCCAUUCUCCUGUCUCAGUUGCGCUUGAGCCUCCGAGCUUGUGCGCAGGAAUGCGGCCUCCUCGGGGUUUCCACGUUCUCUCUCCUUCCCUUUGGUACUUGAAAUGAGCAGAGAACAAAGGCCAGGCUCCCUGCUCUGGGGAGGGGGCAGCGGGUCCGCCAAGUCCAUGGAGACAGGUGCCUCCACACAGCGUAGGCAGAGGAGCCAGACCCCAGGCCUCAGCAAGGGCAUUUCUGAGAGCCGUCACUCCCGGGAUUGAACUAACAGCAUUUUUCAUCACUAAGUGGAUACACGAUGUGCGUAACGGCAAACGUUGUAAAUUAUUGUGAAAGUGACCAUUAAAAACCAAAAGAAAUGGA
Messenger RNA from Alligator mississippiensis (American alligator), 2706 nucleotides. It is a transcript of the gene NSFL1C, whose product is annotated as NSFL1 cofactor. Lineage: Eukaryota; Metazoa; Chordata; Crocodylia; Alligatoridae. Gene Ontology annotation, cellular component: cytosol; nucleus. The record is from RefSeq and is a predicted model, not a curated record. The transcript is spliced from 9 exons. The coding region runs from base 26 to 1135 and encodes 369 amino acids. Gene Ontology annotation, molecular function: ubiquitin binding. Gene Ontology annotation, biological process: membrane fusion; Golgi organization; nuclear membrane reassembly.